AUGUUUGCUGUAUCUAAGAUUCCCCGAUUCGACGAACUACCUCUCCGCGAGGGCGAUCCCCCAUUCUCCGCCUGGGGACUUUGGAAAAAUCCCGAGUAUGGAUCUCUCAACUAUCUGACUGAAAAGACGUUGUUGCAAGCUGCUCGAAAUGAAAUUCAGACAGGUCAAAGAGUUUCGCUGGAUCUGCCUUUGGACCUAAUAAAUCCUCCUUUGUUAGGGAGAAAAUGCUUCGAGAGAGAAAUUAUAAACAAGGCCCCUAGGGUUAUCAAUGACGAUGUAAUCACGUUCAAUACCCAGGGAAGCUCGCAAUGGGAUAGUUUUCGACAUUUUGCGUAUCAGAAACAAGGCAAAUUUUAUAACGGAGUAACUCAGGACGAUAUCCACAAUGACCGGUCAAGUACCGUUGGUUCUUCAUCCCUCUGGGCAGAAGGAUUGGGAGGUAUUGUCGGCCGAGGCGUCUUGAUAGACUAUCACACCUGGGCAGGCGAAAAUGGCAUUCAGUACAACCCUCUAGCCGCCUACCCUAUCCCCUUAAACACAGUGAAGCUCAUUGCCCAUGAAAAUGGUAUCGAAUUCCGGUCAGGCGAUAUUCUCUUUUUACGCACUGGUUUCGUCAAAGGAUACCUUCAGCUCAACAGCACGGACAGAGAAAAACAGUCUAUUGUUUCUCAUUUCCCCGGGCUCAGUCAGUCCCGACAAACAACUGAGUGGCUCUGGGAGCGACAGUUCUCUGCGGUAGCUGCUGAUAGUCCUGCCUUUGAAAAUAUCCCUGCAUCUGACCCUGAAUAUAUGUUGCACCCCAUUCUCUUAUCUGGGUGGGGAACCCCAAUCGGUGAGUUGUUUGACCUUGAGGCGUUGGCACAAAAGUGUAAAGAAUUGAAGCGUUGGUCAUUUUUUGUAACAUCUGCUCCUUUAAACUAUACAGGGGCUGUGGCAACACCGCCUAAUGCCCUUGCUAUUUUUUGA
Molecule: messenger RNA, 966 nt
Organism: Talaromyces proteolyticus
Lineage: Eukaryota; Fungi; Ascomycota; Eurotiomycetes; Eurotiales; Trichocomaceae
Exons: 6
Coding region: 1-966 (321 amino acids)
Molecular function (GO): arylformamidase activity
Source: RefSeq, a predicted model, not a curated record